Messenger RNA from Labeo rohita (rohu), 7620 nucleotides. RefSeq names its product AT rich interactive domain 1B (SWI1-like) (gene arid1b). The transcript is spliced from 22 exons. The coding region runs from base 241 to 6771 and encodes 2176 amino acids. Lineage: Eukaryota; Metazoa; Chordata; Actinopteri; Cypriniformes; Cyprinidae. Gene Ontology annotation, cellular component: nBAF complex; nucleoplasm; brahma complex. Gene Ontology annotation, biological process: regulation of transcription by RNA polymerase II; chromatin remodeling; positive regulation of DNA-templated transcription. The record is from RefSeq and is a predicted model, not a curated record. Gene Ontology annotation, molecular function: nucleosome binding; DNA binding.
GCACACAGUCAUCCCCUGACAGGGCAGCGGUGGCAAGGGCUCCAUCCACGAACCGCGAGCCCAAAUCUAGUGGUGUGAAUGAGGAGGAAUCGGUGUGAUGUGGAGCUGUGUGCAUGGGUACAGCGCUGCCUCAAUGAAUAAUGUAGAUGGGCAUCAGCAUGCGUCUAUAGUCUCUGCGAAAACACGGACGCUGAGAAUCAAGCUCCAGCCUUUUCUGCUCAUUUAACCGCGACUUCGAGUAUGGAAACGGGUCUGGUCGCGAAUCAUCAAGUGAAAAAUGUUGGAAGCGGAGAUCCCCCUCCUUCGCCUCAUCAUCGCACACCUCCACAGCAACAGUCGCAAGCAUUCCAUCAGCAGCCACAGCACCAGCAGCGAGCCGUCCACCACAACAACAUCAACAUCAACCCGACACCCGUGCGCGGAGGAGAUUCGGGGAAUCGACAGCAUGGAGGGAAAGAAAACGCUCUGGAGACGCAGGUCGAUCGCCAUCCGCGUUUGCUGAAUACAAGUGACGAGGAGGAUCGCUCGUCCAAAACCGGGGGGGAUCGGAUGGGCAGCAGGUACGAGCACUCCAACUUUGGACCAACGAGCAACAAUAACAACAACAACAACAGCGGCGGCGGCGGCGGCGGCGGUGGCAGCGCGUCCCAAAGCGGGAACAGCUCAGUUUCUGAGUUUAAUCAUUAUUACGGGAAUGGAAGAGGAGGGCCUUGCUUUGAUCAACAUGGCGGACAACAAAGCCCUAGGACGGCUUUAAUGCAUCAAGCACAGGGCAACAUGGAUCAAGUGCAAAACUCCCACGAAGGGUACCACAAUAAUCCAUACAACCACUAUCCCAACUACCGGCCGGGGUACGGUGGCGCUGGAUACGGUAUGAUGAGCCCGUCGCGGCAGGGGAACAUGAUGGGCCCAGGUACCAAUUCGCCUACUGCUGCUGCUGCUAGUCAUGGCAAGGCUGCUAUGGCCUCUACUACCCCAGCUCCCGGUGCCAAUGUUGGGGGCUUUCAGAGGUUCCCCGGACAAAACCAACAGCACCCUUCUGGAGCUACACCCACCCUAAACCAGCUUCUGACAUCUCCGAGUCCGAUGAUGCGCGGAUAUGGCAGCGGCUAUCAAGAUUACAGUAACCCGCCGCAGCAGCAGCAGCAGUCCGGUAUGGGUCUGGGCAAAGACAUGAGCUCCCCGUACAGCCCCGCUGCCAGUCACGGCUGGGGAGCACAACAAAGAAACCACCCGGCCAUGAGCCCUGGGAAUAACGGGAACAGCAGAGCUCAGGUGGCACCUAUGGACCCUAUGGCCAUGAAGCGUUCUCAGAUGUAUGGGAUGGGUAACAGUCCCUACUCUCAGCCAGGCGGAACUUAUCCAGGACAGCCAUACGGAUCACCCACUCCUCACCGAUACCCAAUGGGAAUGCAGGGGCGUGGCCAAGUGGGCAUGGGCGGGAUGCAGUACCCUCAGCAACAGCAGAUGCCGGCUCAGUACGGGCCACAGGGAAUGGGCGGCUACUGUCAGCAGGGGCAGCCCCCAUAUUUCAGUCCUCCACAGCAGCAGUCGGCGGCGCCCUCUCAACCCCCAUACAUGCAGCAGCGCGCUCCUACACAACAGGAGACUCUGCAGGAGGGAUAUGGUAGCAGGGGCCAGUCUGGGAAACCAAACCACGAUGACAUGGGUCUUACUCAGCAGGACCGCCCGUCCAGCCUCCCGGAUCUGUCUGGCUCUAUAGACGACCUCCCCACCGGAACAGAGGCGGGUCUCAGUUCGGCCGUCAGCGCUUCGGGUUCUACCAGUAGCCAGGGCGAGCAGAGUAACCCCGCUCAGUCUCCCUUCUCACCCCACGCCUCGCCCAGAGUCCCCAGCAUGCGCAGCGGGCCCUCGCCCUCGCCGGUUGGAUCACCUGUGGGUUCCAGCCAAUCACGAUCUGGGCCCAUAUCACCUGCCAGUGGGCCAGGUACACAGAUGGCCCCUCAGACCCCAGGGAACGUUCCAGACGUGGGCUCCCAUUCCACUCACAGUCAGUCGCCCAUGUCUCAGGAGAGAGGUUUUGCACCUAACAUGCAGCGCAAUGCACCUGGUCCCCAAUUUGGAGGCCAGCAGCCUGGACCUUCUAUGUCUCCACACUCCUGUCCCACUGGCCCUAUACACCAUAAUGUGGGCUCGUAUCAGCUGGGCCCCUCUUAUGGGCCCCAGAGUGGCCAGUAUGGCCCUUCAGGUAACUACCCACGCCCUCCGAACUAUGGCGGAGCACCUGGUGCCAACUACAGUGGCCCUGGCCCAGGCAUGGGCAACAGUCUUGGCAUGAAUGCCAGCAGUCCAAUGCACGGGCAGGGCCCAGGGCAACCCUGUGGCUCUUUGACCACGGCUCGAGGACCAGGGCAUGCAGCCGGUGGCCGGCCAUACCCAGCAGGCUCCAGUAAUGUGGCUCCAACCUCUCCCAACAUGCCUCAGUCUGCUGGCCCAGGAAUGGGUCCACCUCCUCCCAAUGUCAGUCGCAAACCCCUCGAGAGUGGCCCUGCAUCUGCUCAGCAGAACCCAGUCCCCUCUGGACAGCCAAGGCCUUCCUUUGGCAGGUCCCCUGUAUACCCCGGCCUGUCCGGGCCUGGGGGACGGCCAGCCUCCUUCCCUAUCCCACACCCCCAUCACCCUCACUACAGUUCUGGGCAAGGCCAGGGGCAGCCACACGCCGAGCUGUAUGGGCCAAGCGGGUUUCAGGGUGCGUCCCACAUUCUUGGGUUGGGUCCUGGGGGCCCCUACAACCAUCCACCGAGCAACAGCUCAGCCAGGAUGACCCCUCAAGGACCGUCCUACAACACAGUGCCCACAGGGCCCAUGGCAGGCUCAGGGGACAGCAUGAUGCCCACAGAUCCCAAACAGAGAGCUGAGCACAAGGAGGAGGGCAGCACACCCACCACAGAGCCUCCUAAGCCAAAGGACAACUACGGUUCUCAGUGUGUGUCCCAGCCUCCCACCCCGUCCCCUCUGUCCCCCAGCCCAGCUAGUCUGUCGUCUUAUCAGGGGGACGACAGCGAUAGCAUUAGCAGCCCUGCCUGGCCAAAGAACCCCAGCAGCCCCAAGCACAGCUCGGGGAACAUGACAAACGAGAAGAUAACACGACUGUACGACAUGGGCUGUGAGCCGGAGAGGAGGGCAUGGGUGGAUCGCUACAUCGCCUUCAUGGAGGAGAGGGGCACGCCUGUCCCCAACCUGCCUUCAGUGGGCAAGAAGCCGCUGGAUCUGUGCCGCCUCUACCUCUGCGUUCGAGAAAUCGGAGGCUUGGCUAUGGUAAAUAAGAACAAGAAAUGGAGAGAGCUCUCCACCCAUCUGAAUGUGGGGACGUCCAGCAGCUCUGCCAGUUCCCUCAAGAAGCAGUACAUCCAGUACCUGUUUGCCUACGAGUGCAAAGUGGAGCGUGGAGAGGAACCCCCACCUGAUGCGUUCACUAUGGGAGAGAGCAAGAAGCAGCCACAGCAGGCCAAGAUCCAGCCACCCUCACCUGCAAACUCAGGCUCUCUUCAAGGGCCGCAGACUCCUCAGUCUACAGGCAGCAGCACUAUGACCGAGAUGCCUGGGGACCUAAAGCCGCCAACACCAGCUACCACACCCCACGGACAAGUGACCCCUCAGCCAACUGGCAGAAACAGUGGUGUUAGUGUGCAAGAUCCAUUCUCUGAAAGCAGUGACCCAGCCUUCCAAAAGCGAGGCCCCAUGCAUGGAGGAGGCAGUGGAGAUGCCACAUCUAGAAUGCAGUUUGACACCAGUAAGGAUCCCUAUGGAGCUGCUAGAAAAGGUGGCUCUGAGCCCUUCAUGCCAGGGCAGAUGCCAGGCAGUGGCAUGCAGGAAAUGUAUCCUCGUGGACCGCCCUCAGGCAUGGGUAUAGGCCCACGACCCCAGUACUCCUACAAUCCUGGGUUUGAGAGGAGGCCAGACCAUGUCAUGGGUCCAGAGGGGGGAAUUGCCCCUCCUGGGAAUCAGAACAACAUGGUGCCUUCCAACAGUGAUCCCAGCAUGUUCUCAGGCAGUAGAUACGCCUCUCAUCAGAGACAUGGACAUGACGGCUAUGGGCAGCAGUACCCUCACAGCAUGCCAUAUGGUGCACAUGGGAUGUAUCCCCAACAGCAGGGUUAUAAGCGGCCUGGAGAAGGGAUGUAUGGUCCUCCUGCUAAGCGCCAUGAGAGUGAAGCCUAUGGUAUGCAGUACGGUGGCCAGCAGCCUGACAUGUACAGCCAAUAUGGUUACCCAGAGCGUAGGCCCAUGCAAAGCCCGUUUCCCUAUCCAUAUGGACGUGAUCGCAUGCAGCCAGGUGGGCAGGGACCUCCUCAGCACAGCAUGAUGAGUGGUGGACCACCCCCAUCCUCCAACUCCAGCGGUGGGCCUCAGGGGAACAUGUGGCACACCAGGCACGACAUGAGUUACCCUUACCCCGGCCGCCAGGGUCACGGGGCCCCCUUCCCCUCCAUGAGCCGUGGAGAUGAUCCAGAAGUCAGGGCCAGUCAGGACAGUCAGUGGCCUGGUCAGCGUCAAUCCCCCUACCCACCACACUCAUCGUCCUCUUCCAGCUCCAUGCCUGCCAUGGCUAGCCGGCAACCACCUUCUUCCUAUCAAUCUCCUCCAGCGAUGCCAAACCAUAUCUCUCGAGUCCCAAGCCCUGCGCCAUUCCCUCGGUCUGUGGGUGGCUCUAUGUCACCCAAUAAGGCUCAUAUGAUGGCCUCUAUGAAGCAGAUGCAAAAGCCGGGUGGUCCCGGGUCCAUGCCAUGCUCUCAAAGCGGUGGUCUUCCUGGGCAAGGCUUCCCAGCAAUACAUCGGGAGGUCACUUACCCAUUGGACUCGGUGGAAGCCACGCAGCCUCAUCUUAAACCCCGCCGAAGGUUAACAUCCAAAGAAAUUGGCACACCAGAGGCUUGGCGUGUGAUGAUGUCCCUGAAGUCUGGUUUGCUUGCUGAGAGCACAUGGGCCCUGGAUACUAUAAACAUCUUGCUGUAUGAUGAUAACACAGUGUCUUCCUUUGGCCUAUCUCAGUUGCCCGGUUUCUUGGAGCUCAUUGUUGAAUAUUUCAGAAGGUGCUUAAUAGAGAUCUUCGGGAUCCUUGAGGAAUAUGAAGUCGGAACAGAAGGCCAGAAAACCCUUCUUGGUCCAUGUCCGGAACCCACAGAAAAAGAGCAACCUUCCAAUCAAGACCUAAAAAGCCAAUCCAAUACAGAACAGGUGGAGCGAUUAGAUGCAGAGCCUGAGAAACCUCAGCCCAGCAGCUCAGCAGCAGCGCUUAACAUGGAGAAAAGGGAAGACUCCGCAGAAGCCAAGGACAUUGGUAAAGAACUAUGUCCUCCAGUGGAGCCCAGACCCAAGCAAGCCAGCAAGUAUGACAAACUCCCAGUGAAAGUUGAGGAAAGAGAGGCUGUGGCUGAUUGUGUGGAGGAUCGUUCAGAGCUGCUAGGCUUGGCUGGGGAGUUCACCAGCGGGCUUCUGCAUUGGAAGGCGGGCGGAGGGGACUCCACUGCCCACAUCCAGACCCAUUUCGAGAGACAUAGAGAAGAAAAAGCAGAAGAAGAAGAAGAACAGAAGCCCUUAGAGAAUCAGGAAGGUGCACAGGCACCUGGAAAAGAAACGGUUGAAGAGGAGCAUGGGAGGGAAGAGGAACUGAAAAGAGAACUUCCAGGGCCCUCAGAGGAAAACUUGACAGCCACUGUAGAUGAUGUGCUAAGUUCUCGUCCAGGGUGCCUAUCAGAAGGUGAAACCCAGACAUUUCCCUUCCGAAACAGAGAGAACAAGAGCAGCAUUACUUUGCUGGAAGAUGAGCCCCGGUGCUGGGAUGAAGCGCCUCUUUCGGUAGCCGACGGCUGGCAAGAUGAGUUGGCUAAGCGCUGCAUCUGUGUGUCCAAUAUCAUUCGUGGACUGUCCUUCGUCCCGGGCAAUGACAGCGAAAUGGCUAGGCAUCCCGGUUUAGUGCUCAUUCUCGGAAAGCUAGUGCUUCUGCACCACGAGCACCCUAAGAGGAAAAGGAUGCCCCCUACCUACCAGCGAGAGGAAGAGCGAGGUCUGGCUUGCAGCAAGGACGAAUGGUGGUGGGACUGCCUGGGAGCCUUGCGUGAGAACACCUUGGUCACCCUUGCCAACAUUUCAGGACAACUAGACCUGUCUAUCUACCCGGAAAGUAUCUGCCUUCCAAUUCUGGACGGGCUGCUCCACUGGAUGGUGUGCCCUUCGGCGGAGGCCCAGGACCCCUUUUGCACAGCAAACGGCUUCUCCUCGCUCACGCCGCAGAGGCUGGUGCUGGAGUGCCUGUGCAAACUGAGCAUCCAAGACUCUAACGUUGACCUUCUGCUAGCCACACCCCCUUUUAGCAGACAGGAGCGCCUCUUUGCCACGUUAGUGCGGCACGUCGGCGAGCGAAAGAGUCAGGUGUGCCGCGAGAUGGCCGUAGCCGUUCUCUCCAAUCUUGCACAGGGUGACCCGACGGCCGCCCGAGCCGUCGCCCUGCAAAAGGGCAGCGUGGGAGCCUUGAUAAGCUUCCUAGAGGACAGUGUUGCCAUGGCACAGUAUCAGCAGAGCCCUCACAGUCUCUUGCACAUGGGACACUCCACCCAUCCCGAGCCGCCCAGCAUCAACAUGAUGUGCCGGGCCGCCAAAGCCCUGCUGGCCAUGGCCCAAGUGGAGGAGAACAGGCCCGAGUUUGUGCUCUACGAGAGCAGGCUUCUUGAUAUCUCGCUGUCCUCCGUGCUGAACUCUGGCGUGGCGGGUAUCCUGUGUGAGGUACUGUUUAAGCUCGGCCGCUCGUGACAGGCACAAAGGAGCGGGAGCUUGGAGUGCCAUCAUGGGAACGUGCGGCUGAGCUGAGCCACAGAGAUCACACAGAACUGUCGGUGUUAUAUUUUUAUUUAAGGAAAAGAACACAAACAAAAAUCGUUUUUACAUACAAAUGAAUAUAUAGAGAAUAUAUAUAGCUCCUCUGCCCCAUUUCCCAGUUUUCAUUUUGGAUUUUUAAAUGAUUUUAAUACAGAUAUUUAAUACUUGGUCUUUUCGUUUUCGUUUUCUAUUCUUUUUUUUAUUUGUUCCGUUUUGUUUCAUCUGUGUAUUCUCUUUCAUUUGUUUUAACCAAAGUUGGCAUCUGAUACCGUUAGUUUUUAGAGUAUUUUGCUCUCAGAAUGUUUUUAAUUGUUUUGAUGCAGUGUUUCGUUUGUUUUCUUGUGGGACUUUGUUUAUUCGGGGAAUGCAGAUUUAUUUAAAUUGUGAGACAUGUUGUAGAUAGAAUUUCUCUUGCAAUGUGUUGCGAUAAAAGAACAAAAAAAACUAAAAAAAAAAAAAACAAAAAAAAAACUGAUUUUAAGACAUACAUGUAUACAGCUCUGAAAAAAGCAUUGUGCAAUAGAUUUAGCUGGCUCAGAGGGAAGAUAAUGAAAUGUGAAUGACCACAGGCAAUGUUCUGAUCUGACCACCAGUAUUGCACUGUUUCACCACACCAGUAUCGGAGGGUCAAGCGAGUGUUGGUUCUAAACUGACUUGCUUCCAUAUUAGUGCAGCCACAGAGGCUGAAACUCAAAGUGCUUCGGUUACCCCUCUAUAUCCACGGGUCGAUUUGUAUAUAGGAACUGUACAUUAAUGGGGCCCCUUUUCACAUUUUUUUUUUUU